Octodon degus (degu) is the source of this 1400-nucleotide messenger RNA. RefSeq names its product glycoprotein hormone alpha 2 (gene Gpha2). Lineage: Eukaryota; Metazoa; Chordata; Mammalia; Rodentia; Octodontidae. Gene Ontology annotation, biological process: cell surface receptor signaling pathway; homologous chromosome pairing at meiosis; meiotic attachment of telomere to nuclear envelope. Gene Ontology annotation, molecular function: DNA binding; hormone receptor binding; hormone activity. The coding region runs from base 1 to 1230 and encodes 409 amino acids. The record is from RefSeq and is a predicted model, not a curated record. The transcript has 13 exons. Gene Ontology annotation, cellular component: nuclear inner membrane; extracellular region.
AUGAGUUUAAAACCCUUCACCUACCCAUUUCCAGAGACGAGGUUUCUUCAUGCAGGACCCAGUGUGUAUAAAUUCAAAAUCAGAUAUGGCCACAGUAUCAGAGGAGAAGAGAUAGCAAAUAAGGAAGUCAUUAUCCAGGAACUAGAGGAUUCUAUCCGUGCAGUCUUGGGAAACUUGGACAAUCUGCAACCAUUUGUCACUGAACACUUCAUUGUAUUUCCCUAUAAAAGCAAAUGGGAAAGAGUUUCUCAUCUGAAAUUCAAACAUGAAGACAUCGUCUUGAUCCCGUACCCAUUUGUGUUUACUCUAUAUGUGGAGAUGAAAUGGUUUCAGGAAAGCUUGUCACCUGGGAAACCAAUAGAUGACAGUUCUCUUGGGUUGGUUGUAGCUGAGAGGAAUGCAGCAGGAGGUGCAAUGAAGAAACGGAAACUGGAAGAGCACAGCACCCCCGGGGGAACAGGACUGCCCAGGGCCAAGAUGGGGUCUUCCAGCCAAAGACUGAGUAGGAAGAAGCCACCUAUGGAAACCAGGAGGAACAGAAAAAGAAAACCCCAGCAAGAGAAGUGGAAGACUGUAGCCUCUGAUACCACUGAUGACCAGAAACAGGAUUCUAAAUGGGGACACAACCUGCCAGGGGCAAUUGUUCCACCAUUGCAGCAGAACAACUCUCCUCCUUCUAAAGAUCUGGGAAUCCAAGGUUUCUUUGGGUUGCUAAGAACAGCCAGUGAGCAGCCCAGAAGCAGUGACAGCUACGGAGAGAGGAUCUUCUCUUGCAGCAACUCUUCCCCGGCCACCACUCCUCCAGCUCCAUCCUUUUCUUAUGACCCCUCUGUCAUGGAGAUGCCAAUGGCACCCCCUGGAGCCAGGUUCCUCUGCUUGCUGGUCCUGGCAGUCUCUGAAGGUGGGAGUCGGGAGGUAGCUGUCCCAGGCUGUCACUUGCAUCCCUUUAAUGUGACAGUACGAAGUGACCGCCAAGGAACCUGCCAUGGUUCCCAUGCAGCACAGGCCUGUGUGGGUCACUGUGAGUCCAGUGCAUUCCCCUCCCGGUACUCUGUGCUGGUGGCCAGUGGCUAUCGGCACAAUAUCACCUCCAUCUCUCAGUGCUGUACCAUCCAUGGACUGCAGAAGGUGAAGGUGCAGCUGCAGUGUGCGGGGAACCGGAGCAGGGAGCUUGAGAUCUUCACAGCCAGGGCCUGCCAGUGUGACAUGUGUCGCCUCUCACGCUUCUAGCCACUAGUUCUAGUCCUGCUGUCCACUUGCUGUGGGAUUGUUUAAAUGAGGAGCUACUUCACAAUGACCACCUCCUGAGAAGAGGGGUUUCUGCCUCUUCCUCAUCUCUGCCUGACCCUCCUAUGCAGUCUCUUGUCCCUUCCCCUCCUUUUGUCCUUGCCCCUAAAUAA